AUGUCUUUGAACGAUGAACUCAUCAUAAUCCUUGAACUCGAAUCAAAGGCGGUACUGGGUGACGAAGCCAUCAACCCAUUCAAUUGGAAGCGGAGACCGUCACCAGAUCAAGUACCUCACGAACUGGAUGAGGAAACGGAGAUGCUCCUUACGCUGGAAAUCAACGCGUUAGCCGCUAGCCUCACACCUUCACAAGAAAGUUACCAACUGAGAUCGCUUUUCAUCGAAAAGCUUCAGCGGAUUUUAGAUUUAGAGUGGCCGGGGAAGGAAAUCAAAGCUCAUGUAUUCGGGUCUACUGUCAAUGGCUUGGGAACCCGGACAAGUGAUGUCGAUGUAUGUUUGACAACACCAUGGGAUGACCGGAUAAACGGCAUAUCAAAUAUGCAUAUCCUAGCCACAGGAUUGAGGAAGCACGGCAUGGUUAGUAUAUAUACGGUGGCAGCUGCCAAGGUUCCCAUAUGCAAGUUCUAUGAUCCCGAAUUCCAUGUCAACUGCGAUAUCAAUGUGAAUAAUGCGAUCGCGCUUAGAAACACCAAGCUUAUCAAGACAUAUGUCGAUCUUGAUCCUCGAGUGCGGCCGCUGAUGCUCGUCGUCAAGUACUGGACACGGCAAAGAGUAUUGAAUGAUGCUGCGAAAGGAGGAACUUUGAGCAGUUAUUGCUGGGCAAUGAUGGUGCUCAACUUCCUUCAGAUUCGGGAACCUCCGAUUCUGCCAUGUUUGCAUGAAAUGUACUUUGCGAAAUUGAAAGCCGACGCAACAAAAGUCAAUCCAGUCAUUGUCAAUGGGGUCGAUUGCUCCUUCCACGAAGAUGUGGGUUCUCUGAAGGGCUUUGGCGAAAAGAACGCAGAGACGCUCGGAACGCUAUUACAUGCGUUCUUUCGGCGGUACGCUUUCGAGUUCGAAUAUGACACCUACGUCAUAUCAGUGCGGCAUGGGCGAUACGUACCGAAGGUAGACAAAGGCUGGGAUGUGGACAUUGAGCGAAACCGCCGCUUUCUGUGCGUCGAAGAGCCAUUCAACCCACAGCGGAACCUGGGCAACUCGGCAGAUGCAUUCUCCGUCGCGGGACUGAGAAAAGAGUUCGAACGAGCUCUGCCGAUCUUGGAGAGCGGAGGGACUUUCGCGAGGGUGUGCGAACCGUACAUUCCGCCAUCCCAUCGAGUGAUCAGCAGUCAGCCUCCCAUGUUGGCCAAUGGGAACGGGACGUAUUUGCCUGAAACCAAUGGCAAACUGCGUGGCGGCGAUGUCUACACCAACUGGCAUGAGGCGUAUAGGUUACAGCUUCAACAAACUUACCAUCACAAGUCGAAUGGAUCUGUGGGCGGGAGCUUCUUCCCGCGCAACAACAACCCUACUCCAUACAAGCUGAAUGGAGCUUCAAACGACCGCAGAUCGGGAUACACCAACGGACAGAACAACGAUCGGCAUUGGUUGGCCGGGCUCAACCUCAUGCGGAAUCCGGUGCCUUACUCGUCGGAUGAUCGUCCUCCUCGAGACGAUUUCCAUCGAAUACAGUCGCUGUCACUAGAAAGUCGGCAGCUGGACAACCACAACAAGCGCGGAAAUUACAGUUCGUUGAUUUCCGAUCGUCGGUUGAUGGACUCCGAGAAAUCGAAGAGAAAUGGGCCGUCUUCCUGGAGUACGACACCACCUUUGCGUAGACAGAACGGCACACAUGCCGGCCAGCCGCCGGGGAAAAGCCCGGUUGAGCCAGAGAAGGAAAAGAACAACAAGAUUGUCGAAACAGACUCUGACGAGGCUGACGGCGACGCGCCUGCGCGAAGCCCCAUCACCGUCAUCAUUGAGAAACAAUCAGAAGAUAAGAACACGGUCGAAACGACAGUAGCAGAGAUUCGCAGCGGCGGGCGGCGGCGAACUCUCUCCUGCAGUCGAUCAGAGAUCCACUCUGAACGAUCUAAUCGGGGUGGAUUAAGCCCUGACCGGCGGCGAAUGUCGCCAUCGCCGAGUGAUGGAGACGCUGGCAAACGGCAUAGGAGGCGGACGUCUACGCCAAUGGCGCAGAAUACCACUGACAGCUCGUUCGAGGCACGACCGGCAUCCGUGGAAGCGAAGCCAAUAUCUACGCCUCCUCGACGGCGGACAAACAGUCGAACAGACAACAUACAGACCGAUAGGACCGAUAGCCACAAGCGGGUGGCGAAAUCUAUCGAUUCAGGGUCACGGUCACCCGACCGGUUAAACAAUUCGAUUCACAGCCAGAAGGGUACCACUGUUAGCGAUUCUGUCGAAGUCAAUGCCCCUGCUCCGGCGCCCCCAUCGAAGCCGCCGCAAAGCAACGGCAUCAUGCCUGAGCGGGAACGAUAUGCCAAGCGAGCAAUGCACUCGGAGGCAGCCGCGUCGCCAACAGGCGAAUCGUCUGCCAACGGGAAGAACGAUACAGGCGAUUCCGCUCCCGGCGCCAAACGGAGGGGAAGCAAAGGCACUCUGCUUUGGGCCAAUCACUCGCAUCGGAACGAUGGCCGAUCUGCGCCAAGUAAUCCGCGACGGCAAAGCCAAGGUGGUGGAAAUUCCGAGCCAUCGACUCCGAGAGCAGAGGAUGAUUCGGCGAUCGCGGAUUCACGGCGGGGGAGAGCCGCGUCUUCGGGUGGAAAGUGGGCCCGGCCGCGCUCGCUAUCGGCAUCAGAUACCCCCAGAAUGAAUUGGCCAGGCGUCCGGUCUGCACCGAGUCCGGAACGAAUACAAAUACGGGACUCGUACAAUCAAGUCGCGGCUAGGGCCCGGGAUAAGGAUGCCAGUUGGAAGGAGAUACCAACGACUCCGUCCACCGUGAGCACGCCUUUGAAUGGGUAUCAUCAAUCACAUAUGCAACACGACUCUUCAGCAUUCCACGGAACAAAAGGACUGCAGCGGAUACCGCGGUCCGACUCCAUCGAACAUUUCCCGAAUGAGAAAAAAGUCAACGGAGUCGCGACGCCGCCUUCGUUGGUGGGAACAUCGAUCGCGCUGGCUGCUACGCACACGUCCAAGGACAAUGAGCUGGUAAAGCGGCAUGUGGCUUCAGACACCCCUCCCUCCUCCCACUGCAAAGGACCGAAUGGGGUGUAUAGCAAAGCCGGGAUCAUCGGAGACGCCGCUGAACAGCCAUCCGCAGGCCGGCAAAAGGGGAACGGCAUCCACCAUGGCGCCCAUCACCAGACCGGCAGUCAUCGUCAUGCGCUCUCUCAGCAGCAGCAGCAGCAGCCAAGCCGGAAAUCCGAUGCAUAA
Fimicolochytrium jonesii is the source of this 3225-nucleotide messenger RNA. RefSeq lists its product as uncharacterized. Gene Ontology annotation, biological process: RNA 3'-end processing. The transcript is spliced from 7 exons. Lineage: Eukaryota; Fungi; Chytridiomycota; Chytridiomycetes; Spizellomycetales; Powellomycetaceae. Bases 1 to 3225 code for a protein of 1074 amino acids. Gene Ontology annotation, molecular function: nucleotidyltransferase activity. The record is from RefSeq and is a predicted model, not a curated record.